AAGUAUUAUAUAAUACACAUCAGGCCUGUGGCAGAGAAGCAGUCAUGCCUGCGUGAUGUUCUUAAAGAGAAUAACCAGACUGAGUGUUAUAAGUGGCAUUUGUCAUUUAUGGGGUCCCAGCAAACCAAGUUGAGCAGUGUACUGCACAAGAGACAACCCUGAGAAGUGUACAUAUAUAUGUUUAACAUUCUCAUCCAUAAUGCCUGCAGUAGACACUUAUUCCCACACUAGUUCAGCACAAUAACGCUCCUGCUCCAAUGCGCGCUCCCAACGUCACGGGAGCGCGCACUUAACUUGCGGUGGCCAUGGCUGCAGAGAGGACUUUAAAACGCAUCACCGUGCCAUAGAUUAAAUUGAGUUCAUCCUGUUCGGCUUAAACACAGCAGCAUCUCGUCGAUCUGGGCGGAGUGUCGCCGUUCACCGGGAGGAGUCCGGCUUUCACCGGCAUCAAGGUGCUUUCUGACGGUGAUGUAAGCUGUAGGGGAGCUUUUACGAAACCUGCUCUUUCUCGAAGUUGUCUGUCCGUCCUCCUCUCGGCAUGCUAGACAAACAGACUCCGCAAGCACUCGCUGGAUUUGACCGUCAAGAUGAACGUCUUCCUACACUUCCGAAGUUUUUCCAGAGACUACGGGGGCAUCAUGUCGGCUCUGGGCUCGGACUCCUGGUGGAAGAAGACCCUGUACAUCACCGGGGGGGCCCUGCUGGCUGCUGCAGCCUACCUACUGCAUGAGCUGCUCGCCAUCAGGAAGGAGCAGGAGUUGGACUCUAAAGACGCCAUCAUCCUCCAUCAGUUCUCCAGGCCAAAGAAUGGGGUGCCCAGCCUCUCACCCUUCUGCCUCAAAAUAGAGACAUACCUGCGCAUGGUGGACCUGCCCUACCAGAACUACUUUGAUGGGAAGCUGUCGCCGCAGGGUAAGAUGCCCUGGAUGGAGUACAACCACGAGCAGGUUUCAGGGUCCGAGUUCAUCGUGGACUUCCUGGAGGAGAAGCUGGGCGUCAACCUUAACAAGAACCUCACCCCGCAGGAGAGAGCUGUAUCCCGGGCUGUCACUAAAAUGGUGGAGGAACACCUCUACUGGACGAUAGCCUACUGUCAGUGGGUGGACAACCUGGAAGAAACUCAGAAGCUUCUGGCGAUGAGCGGCCCUCUGAGCGGCACUCUGAAGUGGCUGCUGGGCCACCUGAACGGCAGCAUGGUGCGCAGGGAGAUGUACGGCCACGGCAUCGGACGCUUCUCUAAGGAAGAGGUCUACGCGCUGAUGGAGAAGGACAUGAGGACGCUGGCCACACUGCUCGGGGAUAAGAAGUACUUUAUGGGCUCUAAGAUGUCGACAUUAGAUGCUACAGUGUUUGGUCAUCUAGCCCAGGCUAUGUGGACUUUGCCUGGGACACGACCAGAACAACUCAUCAAAGGAGAGUUGAUCAACCUGGCCAUGUUCUGCGAGCGGAUGCGGAGGAGGUUCUGGCCCGAGUGGUUUGUGGAGGUGGAGGAUCUUUACUAUGACGGAGACAGCGAGAGCAGUGGCGGCUCCCCUACAGGCCUGCUGGACUUUGGCCUCUUCUCCAGGACUGACACUCUGGACGACAGCGACGCCAGCACUAACUCAGCCGGACACACGCACACACACUCCCCCGACUCCGACCACUCGCUCUUUGACUCGGACGUGGGCACGGGUUCUGACAAUGAUAUUCAACUCAAGGAGGAAAAAAUGCCCGACCUGGAGGUUUGACCUGAGGAUGGCCGUGAUUGGCGGACAGAUUGAGACUGACAGGAGUCGGGAAAAGUCGUGUUGGUUAGCUUGAUAAAUCUGGCAGUCUGGACAGGUUGCCAGACAGCAGCUCUCACAGCUGAAGAAACUAUUCCAGCUCCUCCACUUCCAAUACCCCAAAUGAUAUACCCUCCUGAUGGACAGACUGGGUAUUAAUAUGCAGAGCAUACAAACUGAACCUUCUAAUACACAUGCUACUGUACCGUUUGUCUCUCUCCUGUAAUGUCAGAGCUGUCCCUGUGGCGGCUUCUCUUUGCCUUAUUUGUCUCGUCCCAAGAUGCAGAAGCUGGUGCUGUGAAAGGUUAACACAGAGGAAAUGUCUCAUCUCAUGAAAAGUGCGGAGAUUACAGAAGAGUGUUGUAGACAAGACAGGUGGCACUUCACUUGCUAUGAAACGAUGCAACUAAUCACCACUCCGCCAUGUGUCUUAACGCACAAACCCCUUCGAACAGGUGGAGAUUGAUCAUGUGGCUAAAAGGAACAGCUGCCGUGUCUCGGCUGUUAACCAGCCGUGUGCUGGAGAGGAAACACAGAUGACACUGAGUGCCAGUCCAGAUUGAUCCUCACGUCAUUUCCUUUAUGCUACUGCAUGUGGGAAGAAUUGGUAUCAAAACAUGAUCUACUGUAUUGUAUGUCUCCAUCAGACCACAACCCUACAUGUACUUGUAGUGCUAUUGAAUGGAAGUCAGAGGGCAAGACGAGCAGAUUUGUGCCUGUUUUAUUUAUCAUUUAUCAUCCUUAUUUCUCUCCAAUUUAGUAAUUAUUUGCUUGCACUUCGUUAUCGGUGAAGUUGGAGCUUCCAUUCAUUCAUUUUAACAUCUCUUGGGUGGAAGUAAAGAGCUGUAAUUUGUAUAUUUGACCACUAGAUGGAGACAGCAGUCAGCCUGAUGUCUCCUUUAUUCUGUAACAUCAAGGUCAUUCCACUGUGAUGACCUGCAGUCCAUUUUAAUUAUUUGUCCUUCAGUCCUAAACUUUAAUAUUGUGGUUCCCAUUCAUAGGUAACCUGUCGGUGUGUUUGUAGGUGUAAUGUGCGUAUGCAAGCAUACGUGCAUACUGCAACAAAUCAGCCUUAGUUCUCUCAGACUAAAGUGGGUGGAAAUAGUCUGCAACAGUUUUUGUUGUGAUAUAAUUUGUUAUCAGUGCCACUUUAUUAUUCUUUCUAUAUGAUCUGAUAUGUCAAAUAUAUAUUUUUUGUUAAUCUUUGUUUUCUUAUUGCUCUCAAAGAGAGAAGUUAUUUUGCACUAGUGGAAAUUUAUUUUCACCUUAUUUCAAUGGGAGCAGUCUGCUAUGGUGGUAGAGAACCGUAUAGGCCAAACGAAUGGGAAAUAUAAUUGUAUGUAACAGUAGUAUAGGACGCUGAGUGUUCUGGUACUGAUUGUGCUGCAAGGGGACUGUGCUGCUUAUGCUGGCUGUGUGUAUGUGAAUAUUACUGCGCGUGAAUGUCAUCAAUGAAGCAGUUGAUGAAAACGCCUUUGCAGAGACAGUCAGGAUACCAAAUCAGCAGAAGUAAACGUGGCUAGUUUAAAAACCAUGGGUUUAAAAUGGACCAAAAUGUCUUGGGAAGUGUUUUGUCUGUCACGUUAAGCAUGGUGGAAAUGCUCAUAAUGGCAAUACGAUCGCUGUAAAAAAGAUUGUGGUGCAUAUAGAGUAGAUGUGACUUGUUAAAGGGUCAGUUAACCAAAAAAAAAAAAAAAAACAGUUUCUCAGUUUCAUCUACUUGUAUUGAGCCAUACUAAUAGUUUUUGUCUCUGGGUUUUGAGAUAUAUGUGUCUGUAAGAUUUCUGCUUCUGCCUCAAUACAAUAAAGGGAGCAAGAAUUUUGUGUGUGGUCCUCAUAGUACUGAAAACAGACAAAAUUCAACAGCAACAUCUGAGUCCAACUCCUGUUACUUUGGAUAAUCCCCAGAACAGUCAUCUGUUUUCACAAGGGCUAUUUCCUUGGUAAAACAAAGUCAGUCAAAACUGGAACGUCACUUUUUCAAAAAAGUCAAGUUCAAGCAAAUGAUAACUAACAUGUAAACCGUUCAGAUGAAAUUGUAGCACAAUCCUAAACCGCCUUGUAAAAUUGAUGUUCUUUUUUUGCUUGCCUUUAUUAGAUAGGAACUGCUGAAGAUAUACAGGAAAGUGGGGACAGAGAGAGAGGGGGGCCGCUCUGGUACGGACUCAUCCUUUUGUACAUGGGCCCCUUAAAUUGACGUUCUGUUUAUUUGUGGCGCCUCGGAGGACGUCCGUUACAAACAAAAAUACAACUUUUUUCCCUUUUUCAAAUGGUUAGAACUGUUUGAAUUUGGAAUAUCAAGCCAUAGUUCUCAGCCAGGGGCCUCCUUUCUAAAAUGUUCUUAGAUUUAUACUUAAACUUAGUCUUAAGAUAGUUUCUGACACACUAAGGCCCAUUUGUAACUUACGUACCUGUGAUCUAUGAAUCUCAAACUAAGUUAAAAUUGAUGGCACCUGAAUUACAAUCAGCCGUUUCCCUUUACAUAAUGCUAGUACAAAUGAGGGUUAGUCAGGAAUAGCCAUGGUAACUUGUUUCCAAUUUGACACACCAUUUAUAGAACAUCGCAUCCUGUUUUAAAUUCAAAACACCUUGCGUCUGGCAAUUAAUUCCUCACACCUUUAAUUAGUAAUUCCUAGCACAUUCCUAUCAUAAAGCUAAUAGUAAAGUGAAGUUCACCACAGGAAGGAAAUUCACUUACAUCAAGUCUAGACUUUGCUUAGAGAUGAGAUCAUUUCUACAUCACAGUAAGCUUUCAUAAAUAAUGCGCAAGUCAUACUUAAGAGCAAAAUUGAUUGCAAGUCCAUUUUAUAAGUCUGUGGACCUCUAUGUUUCUGGACUAUUUUGAAGGAUUUAAAGCUGCUUUAAUCAGUAUUUUUAUAUUAACAAAAAAUCAAAUGACAAUGUGUAGUGUGAAAGCAGUCACUAGUAGCUUUCAUGUUUUUGGUUUUACGGCCCACACUCUCUUAAUAUUCUUAUCACCGUCAAUUACUAUGGCCACUAGAGGUCACUGCCUGACAAUAAAUGUAAAUACGGGUCGUAAGCCGCUUGCACAAUCGACCUAUACAGCAUGUUUUCUGGCAAGGGCAGGCUGACUUUACCAUACCAACUUCAAAGGCAUCUUGUUUUUGCAGCUUCUAAAAAAAGUGCUUAAAAAAAUCAGUUAAUGCAGCUUUAAGUGUCAUUCCUCAAUACUGUGGGCACCACAAACAAAAUCAUAUUUACCUUCAUUGUAUUGGAGUGGAGGGAGAAAUCUUGGAGACUAAUAUGGACACCUGGACACACAAAAUUAUCUGCUUGGACCACAUCUUGGGGUAAUUGAGAAGAUAUGUUUUUUUUUCCAUCUUUGGUAAAGUGACACUUCAAAUGAUAUGCCUAGACAGAUAUGUGAGUUGGUAACAGAAGGCUAAUGUUUGAUCCAGACUCUGGGACUCUAGAGACAACCUUCUUCCAUCAUGUCAUCCUGUGGUUCGCGUCGCCUCAUCCAGGCUGGGCAUCAUAUACAGUUGGACUGCUUUAAUCAAGCCAUAUUAAAACUAAAUGUCUUGUUAUUGGAACCAUGUCAUAGCAUUACUGUUGGGGUAAUGUAUGUAAAUAUUGUAUGUGUGACAAAGUGUACUAUACUGUAUGUGGAGCUGACUGAUCAAACUACCUAUGGAUGUGCAGUCAUAAACUGGAGCGACUGGAUCAUUUCAAUAAAGAAUAGCUGUGACAAUUUUAAA
This is a messenger RNA of Dicentrarchus labrax (European seabass), 5485 nucleotides long. RefSeq names its product failed axon connections homolog, metaxin like GST domain containing b (gene faxcb). The transcript has 7 exons. Gene Ontology annotation, cellular component: cytoplasm. NCBI's taxonomy places the organism in Eukaryota, Metazoa, Chordata, Actinopteri, Moronidae. The coding region runs from base 588 to 1730 and encodes 380 amino acids. The record is from RefSeq and is a predicted model, not a curated record.